Molecule: messenger RNA, 1899 nt
Organism: Penicillium argentinense
Lineage: Eukaryota; Fungi; Ascomycota; Eurotiomycetes; Eurotiales; Aspergillaceae
Gene: yvc1
Product: putative potassium ion channel Yvc1
Exons: 5
Coding region: 1-1899 (632 amino acids)
Source: RefSeq, a predicted model, not a curated record
AUGGGCCAUUGGAAAGACCUGCUCAGGCUUGAUCGCGGCAGAACGCAUCAUCGGAUGCAGGUAGAGCGCCGUCGGCUUCUCCCUGCGUAUGCUACCGAUGAGGCGCAGCCUUCGGAGUCGUCUAAGGAGAUCGCCAAGGUUGCUUUGCGCCUGAAGUACCAAAUUGAACAAGUGGUUUGUUGCGAUGUGGAGGAGGGCCUCCUAACUGACCCAAACAGUCGCAUCAUCACCGACGAUGUUGUGAAGACAGCCAAGAAUGCUGGCGGCGAGGAAUAUCAAGCUUGUGUUGUGUAUUGCUUGCUUGUCUGCCUGCGAUGGUUCCAGAUCCAGUCCUCGAUCGAGCUUUGGGAUGCUGAUCUGCAUGAAGUUCGUGCUGUGGCUUGUGAAGUCAUCUCCAAGCGCAUCAUUGAAUCUGAACCCAAUCAGGACUACUUGCUGAAGCAUAUCCUGCUCAAGCGGUACUCGAUCUACGUUGAAGGCGUGGAGACCGAUCCUGCCAACGUUAUCGAACGCUCGGUGGAUCUCCACGCACUCAGAAUCAUUAGUUCUGCGGGCUACCAAAAAUGCAUACAGUACCUCUGGCGUGGCUGGAUCUGCCAAGAAGAGGGUAAUCCUACAAACUUUGUGGAGUAUCACGACAAGGGUGAGACCAACUACUGGGCUCAUUUCCAUCCUGAUCGGAUGAGAACCCCACUCUAUCAGAAUGUUUGCCAAAUACUGUUCUCGCUGCUCUACCUUGCGCUUUAUACCGCUGUGAUCAACUCUGUCAACCCUACAGGUGACCUCGAUGUCGCUGAGUGCAUUCUCUACGGCAUGACACUCGCUUUCAUCUGCGAUGAGGUUGUGAAAUUCUGGAAGGUUGGUUGGAACUACCUUGAGUUCUGGAAUGCCUUCAAUUCGACACUUUAUGCCUUGCUCACGAUAUCGUUCAUCCUUCGUGUUGUCGCCCUGGCUCAUUCACCUUCUCAACACGAUGCCGAGCGACAGCUUUUCAACAAACUCAGCUACAACUUUUUGGCUUUCUCUGGCCCAAUGUUCUGGAUGCGAAUGAUGCUCUAUCUGGACUCUUUCCGCUUUUUUGGAGCCAUGUUCGUUGUAUUGCGGGUCAUGAUGAAGGAAAGUCUGAUCUUCUUUGCUCUUCUUUUUGUGGUGCUCGCAGGCUUCUUCCAGGCUUUUAUUGGAAUGGCUCAGGUGGACUCCGAUAUACCGGUUUCCCUUACACGGCCCAUCAUCCAAGGCAUGGCAAACAGUGUUAUGCAGAGUCCUGAGUUUGAGAUUUUCCAGGACUUUGCCUUCCCCUUUGGCAUUAUUCUCUACUAUAUCUUCAAUUUUAUAAUCAUGAUAGUACUUCUCAACAUUCUGAUUGCACUCUACAACAGUGCAUACGAGGAUAUCUCGAGCAAUGCCACGGAUGAGUAUAUGGCUAUCUUUGCUCAGAAGACCAUGCAGUUCGUCCGAGCUCCAGACGAGAAUGUGUUCAUUCCACCAUUCAAUCUGAUAGAAAUACUAUGUCUGGUUGUCCCAUUCGAAUGGUGGAUGUCGCGAGCACAAUAUGCCAAACUGAACGAUGUCGUGAUGGGCAUCAUCUACUCGCCUCUGCUUGUAUUGACUGCUUGGCUAGAGUCCCGUCAGGCAGACAGUGUGCAGUGGAACCGUCGCCACGGUGAGGAUGACGAGGACAACCGACAGGAGUGGGAAUUCGUGGCUGAGGAUGUCGACUUCGAUCUUGAUGACGCCUGGAAGGAGGAGGUCCAACAGUCAACGCCUGAUAUCAAGUUGAAUGAUACAACCAUGGAGAUUAGACAACUCAGGGAGCAGAUUGCGAUGCUAAAUGAGCUGGUGAAGAAGCUUGACGAGGGAAAGAAUGCCUCUGGUAGGGCGGCAGAUGGUGGAAAUUGA